Molecule: messenger RNA, 1185 nt
Organism: Aspergillus versicolor CBS 583.65
Lineage: Eukaryota; Fungi; Ascomycota; Eurotiomycetes; Eurotiales; Aspergillaceae
Product: polysaccharide lyase family 1 protein
Exons: 4
Coding region: 1-1185 (394 amino acids)
Molecular function (GO): pectate lyase activity
Source: RefSeq, a predicted model, not a curated record
AUGAAGACCUUUUAUACACUCCUUGCCCUCAUCCAGGCUGCAACAGCCCAAGUCAAGGGAACCCCGUCUGGCUUCGCAGCUGGCACAACCGGUGGUGGCUCUGCUACACCCGCUGCCCCAUCCAGCCUUGCUCAACUCAAAGAAUGGAUCACAGAUAGCACCGCCCGCGUCAUCCUCAUCGACCGUACCUGGGACUUUGCCGGGUCUGAAGGGACCACAUCGACACAAUGCUGCAGUACGCGCACCACCGUCUGCUCUGGUGGAACUUCUGCCGGACAGGCCUGGAUCCAGGAUACCUGUACUGACGGGACUUGGGUUUCCUGUACGUACGAUAAUGCUGCUCGAAGCCCUCUGGAUGUGGGCAGUAACAAGAGUAUCGUGGGUGUUGGCUCUGCGGGAGUCAUCAAGGGGAAGGGGCUGAGGAUUAGGGGAGGGAACAGCAAUGUCAUCAUCCAGAAUGUCCAUAUCACGAACCUCAAUCCGCAGUAUGUCUGGGGCGGCGAUGCCAUCACCCUCGACGGCGCGGACUACGUCUGGAUUGACCACAACAAGGUAUACCCCUCUACAGAGGUUUCAACGAUCUCCCUCAUCGGCCGCCAAAUGAUAGUAAGCGGCUGGGGCACAGCCGGACACGUCACAAUCUCCAACAACGAAUUCGACGGCCGCACCUCCUGGUCCUCCGGCUGCAAUGGCAAACACUACUGGACACUGCUCCUAAUCGGCCUCGAAGACUGGUACACCUUCUCCAACAACUAUCUCCAUGACCUUUCAGGGAGGGCACCACACAUCGGCACAGACUACACCGACUCCAAGAUCUUCCUGCACGCCGUGAACAACUACUUCAAGGACAUCGGCGGGCACGCCUUCGAUAUCGACACGAAUACCUGGUCCCUGCUUGAAGGGAAUUACUUUGAUUCGGUGACUACGCCGCUCACGCCGGACUCGUUGACGAGCGGAGCGCAGAUUUAUGACGUGGCGACGGUGGCUGCGGCGGGGAAUUGUGUGGGCCAACUUGGGUAUAUCUGCGAGUGGAACCGAUUGAGUAAUUCGGGGACUUGGACAGACAGGACUGAUGCUGCUGUGCUGAGCCAGGCUGCUGCGUAUAAGGGUUCGCUUAUUGGGCAUAUUGGGGUGGCGGAUGUGCCUUCGACUGUCGUGGCCAAUGCUGGUGUUGGGAAGAUAUAA